AUGCGUUUUGAGGUUGCCUCUGGCUCCAACGCGGUGUCACGCAAUGCCAGCCUCAUGAGGGUUUUUCUGGCAUUGUCUGCCCAGCUGCUCCAAGCCAGGCUGAUGAAGGAGGAGUCCCCUGUGGUGAGCUGGAGGUUGGAGCCUGAAGAUGGCACAGCUCUCGAUGUGCAUUUUGUAAGCGCUUUGGGGCCACUAUCAAAUGCUGUGAAGAGAAAUGUACCCAGAUGUAUCAUUAUCCUUGUGCUGCGGGAGCCGGCUCCUUUCAGGAUUUCAGUCACAUCUUCCUGCUUUGUCCAGAACACAUUGACCAAGCUCCUGAAAGAUCGAAGGAAGAUGCAAACUGUGCAGUGUGCGACAGCCCGGGAGACCUCUUAGAUCAGUUCUUUUGUAUUACUUGUGGUCAGCACUAUCAUGGAAUGUGCCUGGAUAUAGCGGUUACUCCAUUAAAACGUGCAGGUUGGCAAUGUCCUGAGUGCAAAGUGUGCCAGAAUUGCAAACAAUCGGGAGAAGAUAGCAAGAUGCUAGUGUGUGACACGUGUGACAAAGGGUAUCAUACUUUUUGUCUUCAACGAAUUAUGAAAUCUGUACCAACCAAUGGCUGGAAAUGCAAAUAUCAUCCCAACAUACAGUGAAUACCGAAUUGGAAAAACAGAUUUCUAAUGAGGUUGAUAGUGAAGAAAUGAAAAUGUCUUCUGAAGUGAAGCAUAUUUGUGGUGAAGAUCAAAUUGAAGAUAAAAUGGAAGUGACAGAAAACAUUGAAGUCGUUACACACCAGAUCACUGUGCAGCAAGAGCAACUGCAGUUGUUAGAGGAACCUAAAACAGUGGUAUCCAAAGAAGAAUCAAGGCCUCCAAAAUUAGUCAUUGAAUCUGUCACUCUUCCACUAGAAACCUUAGUGUCCCCACAUGAGGAAAGCACUUCAUUAUGUCCUGAGGAACAGUUGGUUAUAGAAAGGCUACAAGGAGAAA
Molecule: messenger RNA, 968 nt
Organism: Gorilla gorilla gorilla (western lowland gorilla)
Lineage: Eukaryota; Metazoa; Chordata; Mammalia; Primates; Hominidae
Product: B melanoma antigen 3-like
Exons: 6
Coding region: 1-375 (124 amino acids)
Source: RefSeq, a predicted model, not a curated record